Seminavis robusta is the source of this 1151-nucleotide messenger RNA. The record is from the annotation of a GenBank genome assembly. NCBI's taxonomy places the organism in Eukaryota, Bacillariophyta, Bacillariophyceae, Naviculales, Naviculaceae.
AUGAGGAUCGAAAACGGCCACGGCGUGGAAGUUAGGCAUUUGAGUUGGACUACUUCUGACAAGAAAGUUGGAGGCAAGAAAGGCGGCAACCAUGAAGGUGGCACGAAUAAAGGUGAAGACUGGUCUGAUGUGGUGGUGGUGGUAGGUGGAGUAGAGUUUCAUGAGUCAAGCCACUUUCUCAGGGCCGGUAGUGACUAUUUUGAAGCAGCCUUUCGAAGUGGAAUGAAGGAGGCUGAGACAAAGAGAUUUGAAUUUCCCGACAAGGAUCCUGAGGGGUGGAAGCUGAUCAAGAGCUUUUUGGAGCCAUUUUCUAAUGUGUCUGUAUCUGCAAAGGAUGCAGAGAAACUUCUUCCCUGGCUUGAUGAGUUUUGCAUGCCAAAGGGCCUAGAACUGUGUGAUCAAAAGCCGGAUACAAUGGCAGCCGAGAGAUUCCGAGAACAGCCCUCCUCUUUGAGUGCCGAACAGCGCGAAGAACGGAACACUGUUCCGGCUCUCAAAUACUUGCUUGGAAAUCAGUGUUCGAUACAGCCUUCCACUUACGAAGACUACCUGUUGUUACUUUGUCCAGAAGGAGCUGGAGUCGAGGUCGUUGUUUCGAUUCGCACUAAGGAAAACAUGAGUGUUCUCUUUGAAGCAAUGCAAUCCGAUGAGCAUUGCUGCAAUGAGUUUUGGAAGCUCAUUCAAUGCCACCUUCCUACCUCUGGCUCUUCAAGUUCUGACAAGGUCAGCAUUUUAUCCUUAGAGCAUCUUCCAGCCCUAGUGGCAUGCGAGAUUCAGAAGAAACGCUCCUGAAGAGUAUUCAAGAGUGCAAGCAAAACAAUUUUCCAGUUGAAUCUCUUUGGUCGAAUCUGGAGAAAAGGGGGGUAGAUUGCAAGCGUUCGUCGAAAAAGGACAGCAGCAAGAUAUAUGUCUUUGUACUGCACAUACUCUUGGUGUACUUCUACCUCAGGUGUGUACUGGUAGCGGUAGCUCGUCCUUGUGAAAUCUACGAGUGAGCGCUUGCUCCCUUAUUACAGACAAAGAGGCCAAUGGAUGACGAUUCAUGGUCCUGGGGUCUGGUAGGGAUCAUACAGAACUAGUUUUAGCUAGCCCUUACAAAUGAUAUGCACCGAAGGGUACAUGGAUAUACGUCGAAACCAUCAAGUCACGUC